Molecule: messenger RNA, 807 nt
Organism: Didymodactylos carnosus
Lineage: Eukaryota; Metazoa; Rotifera; Eurotatoria; Philodinida; Philodinidae
Source: the annotation of a GenBank genome assembly
AUGAGUAUUAACAUAACUAAUGUAAUUAAAACAUCAAAUAAAACAUAUAUAAUUGGUGUUAACGCUCAAUAUGCCUUGGCUACAAAUGGUCAAUAUCUAUUAACUAAUGAAAACGACAAGGUAUGCUUAUAUGAUAAAGAUAAUUUGGGUACGGUCACCACAUUGACAUGGAUAAAUGGGAAUAUUAUGGAUAUGUGUUGGUGCUCGACGCUAAAUGCUUAUUUACUAAUAACUCAUAGCAAGGCUUAUGUUCUGAAUAUGAUAGACAACAAACUAAACAAGAUUGAGUCAAUAAAUAGAUCUAAUAAUACAAUUAAUUACAUUUAUCGUUGUGUAUGUACUGAAAAAACAUUUUUUGUUACUUAUUACAAAUAUGGUACACCAAUAGAUGAAUAUGAUUUAACAUCAUCAUCAUUUUCGCUAAUUAAACAAUGGAAAACGCCGGAAACAUGCAAAGAAGAUGAUAUUAUCCUAGAUAUUCUAUAUAACAGUCAUACAAAUCGACUAGGUAUUUUGAUUGGAGCUCAACAAUCUUGUCGUUUAGAUAUACGUAAUUUAACAAUGAUUGCUAUUUGGUCAGUAGAUUUAUUCCAAAUUAAAAGUAAUUUUUAUUGUCGGUUAUCGCUGUUACCAGCUAAUGAAUGGCUCAUUAUUGAUCCACAAAGUUCGAGUUUCUUUCAAAUAACAGCAGAUGGUAAACUAAAUGCUCAUGUUCGAGAUAAGAGAGAACCGAGAAAUGCGACAAUGUUCGGAUCGAAUUUGUUUGCUAUAAUCACUAAUGAUGGGCUCAGCGUACAUGAUGUCUAA